AUGUUUUCGGGAGCAGUGCGACGGGCGCUGCUCCCCCGGUCGAUUGAGAGCUCGACGACACUUUCGCGACCCUGUUUCGGGCCUUCGAGCCUUCCUCUAAGGCAAUACCAUGCUUCGUCGUCAUCCCCGACAUCGCCGCAGCGACCGGCGCUCCCCUCCUUCUCGGUAGUAACCUUCCGGGCAUCCCUCCAACAACCAGCCUCCAGACCAUCUUCAGCACUCACCGCAACCCCCGGCUCACUCCAUCGAUCUGGCUUGUAUUCUGGACCUUGGCGAUCUUUCUCAGCUGCUCCCAGGCUCCAAAAACAGGUGCCUUCUAAGACAGAAGAAGUGGUGGAGAAGGUUGAAGAGGCAGAGUCCAAGGAGAAGAAGGAAGAACCCCAUGAGUUCGAGAAGAGCGAAAAGGCGACCAAGGCCGCCCAGCUUAACCUCCGCGCCAAAUUAUCCAAAGAGGGGAAAAUGCAGAGCCAGGCCGGCUUCGAUGAGAUCUGGAGACUGAUUAAGGUUGCUCGGCCAGAACUACGAUGGCUCGCGAUUGCUCUCGUCUUUCUGGUUUUUUCGUCAAGUGUUUCGAUGGCUAUUCCGUUCACCGUUGGUCGAAUCUUGGACGUGGCCACAAAGGACGAGUCUGAGGACAUCAAACUUUUCGGCCUUACUCUCAACCAGUUCUUCAUCGGUCUCGGGACAAUUCUUACGCUUGGCGCCAUGUCUACCUUUGGCCGAGUGGUGAUUCUGCGCAUUGUGGGCGAACGAGUUGUCGCCAGACUUCGAUCCCAGCUCUACCGACGAACCUAUGUCCAAGAUGCCGAGUUCUUCGACGCAAACCGUGUUGGUGACUUGAUCUCGCGACUAAGCUCUGAUACCGUUAUUGUGGGUAAAUCCGUUACACAGAAUCUCAGCGAUGGUCUAAGGGCCCUAUUCAGCGGUGGUGCUGGUUUUGCCAUCAUGGUCUGGACCAGUGCUAAGCUCACCGGUAUGCUACUUCUCAUGUUCCCACCAAUCGCAAUUGGCGCCUUCUUCUACGGUAGAACAAUUCGCAAUGUCAGUCGCUCGAUACAGAAAAACCUAGGAACCCUUACCAAGAUUGCCGAGGAACGGCUAGGCAACAUCAAGACAAGUCAGGCCUUUGUUGGUGAGGUCCAGGAGGUCGGUCGCUACAACAGGCAGAUUCGCCGAAUCUUUGCUCUGGGCCGAAAGGAAUCCUUGAUCUCUGCUACAUUCUUUGCUUCAACUGGUUGGGCCGGUAACAUGACCAUCCUCGCCAUGUUGAUGGUGGGAGGCAACCUGGUCAGGACUGGAGAGAUGUCACUAGGAGAGCUGACAUCAUACAUGAUGUACACGGCUUUUGCCGGCUCCAGCUUGUUUGGCUUGUCCGGAUUCUACUCGGAAUUAAUGAAGGGUGUGGGUGCCGCAAGCCGACUGUUUGAGCUGCAGGAUCGCAAGCCUGGAAUUCAUCAAACCAUUGGUGUUCCUGUGAAGUCGGCCCAAGGUCCUAUUCGGUUCGACAACGUGAGCUUUGCCUACCCAACACGACCAGCUGUCCGGAUUUUCAACGGCCUCGACUUCGAGAUCCCAUCGGGAAGCAAUGUGUGCGUUGUUGGACCGUCCGGAGGUGGCAAGUCUACUGUGGCAUCCCUCUUACUACGAUUCUACAACCCGAUAGGCGGAACCAUCAGUAUCAACGGCGUGGACAUUUCGACGAUGAAUGUCAAGUCGCUUAGACGACGCAUCGGAAUGGUUUCACAGGAGCCAGUGCUUUUCUCUGGUACUAUUGCGGAGAACAUUUCGUACGGCAAUCCUCGGGCGACACGGAUGGAGAUUAUCACGGCCGCGAGAAGAGCCAACUGCAACUUCAUCAGCGACCUCCCUGAUGGCUUGGAGACUCAGGUCGGUGCCAGAGGAUCACAACUAUCUGGUGGUCAGAAGCAGCGCAUCGCGAUCGCUCGGGCCCUUCUCAAGGACCCCGAUAUUCUGGUGCUGGACGAAGCAACUUCGGCACUGGACGCAGAGUCUGAGACACUUGUGAACGAGGCACUUGCCGGCCUGCUCCGCGGGCGCAACACCACCAUCUCCAUUGCUCACCGGCUUUCCACCAUCAAGAGGUCUGACCAGAUCAUCGUUCUCAACAACGAGGGCAAGGUGGCUGAGAUUGGCAGCUAUCCCGAGCUUGCAGCCAACCCAGAGAGUGCAUUCAGCAAGUUGAUGGAGUGGCAGAUGAGCGGAGGCGAGAUCCCUGACAAGAGAAGUAGCGACUCUAACUCACACAUCACAGAGUUUGAGGAGAUUGAGCAGGAUCUCCAGGAGAGAGAGGAUGCGGAAGAGGCGAAUCGAGAUGAAGUUGACGAGAAGUCAACAGAAAGCACCAGGCGGCCCUAG
Clonostachys rhizophaga is the source of this 2376-nucleotide messenger RNA. The record is from the annotation of a GenBank genome assembly. Lineage: Eukaryota; Fungi; Ascomycota; Sordariomycetes; Hypocreales; Bionectriaceae.